UCAAGAGCAUUUCCAGUGAAUAACAUAUGCAAGUACUCGGAAACAGAAAUGAUGUAAAGCUUUUUAGUGCAUACCAUCAUCAAGAUAGAAGACUUUGCUAUAGACAACAUGGAAAUGAGUCAAGCAUCACUUCAUACAAGGGAGUAGAUGUAUAACAGGGGUAAGGUGUAGAAGCUAUGAAUCUUCAAGUACUCAAGAACCCUUCUGGAAGAGCAUUACAUACUUACCUGAAACAUCAUUUCAGGCCACUGUAUACAUCAAAUAUUGAUAAAGCAGUGCAUGUUUGUUGUAAGUCUGGUCCAGACUCUUUAGUCUGUCAUUCUGUUAAAAAAUCUGCUGUUCUGUCAUCCAUUUGUGGAUGUAGUGAUAACUUGAAAGGGCAGCAUUACAGUACAACCAAUGGGAUGGGACCACACAGUGAACCUGACGAGGUGGAUCCCAUACUCAAAACUGCGACCAUCUCUGACACAAAACUGUCAAAUUUCACAGAGAUUGUUCCAGGGAAGGGCCCUCCACCAGAACCUCCCGUCGACUGCUGCAUGAGUGGCUGUGCUAACUGUGUGUGGAUCACAUAUGCAGAGGAACUAAAGAAUUAUUACUGUGAUGGAAAAGAAAGGGCACUGCAUGAGAUUGAACAAAUUGACAACCCAUCCCUGAAAGCUUUUAUCAAAUUAGAACUAAGUCUUUUAUGACAAACCUUUUAAUGAUAUAGAUUUUAAAGUCUACACAGAACAUGGAGAAUGUGACUGAACACUGGGUGUGAGAUCUUCUCUGAACAAAGUACAUAAUUAGUGGUAUUUGCAACAAUUUCAAUUAUCUGUGAUAAACAUUAUUAAGAAAAGAUGAUAAUAACAUCUAAACUGGACUACUUAAAGAUGAUAGCACCUUUAUGUCACAGUGACUUGCCUGAGGUCAGAGGUCAGACAAAUUUUCAUUCGAUUUAACCUUUUAAAGGUUGAAUGAUGGCAUUCUGAGGACCCCUGUGCCACCCUGAUAAAGUGUACAAUGUUGUUUCCUUUCAUCCAGAAAAGAUACAUGAUAUAUCUUAAUAAAACAUGAAUUAUAUAUGUCUGCACUGCCAAAGGACAACCUGCAGGUCAAUGUAAUUAUCUCACUUUCACCUUCAGCUGGAAGUCAAAAAAUAAGUUGAAGCGAAUUAAAAGACAGUUGUGACAGUCAGUGUAAGCAAAUCUCUUGCUUUAUCUGUAAUGAGCAAGUUUGACCUUUUAGCAUUAUGAAUACAUAUUACCUAGAUACAAAACCAUUUUGUGAUGGCAUGCAUGCAUUAUGUGUUUUAUUUAAUUUAUCUUGUUUGACUUUUAUUUAAAUGAAUUUAAAACAAUAUUGUUGUGUUUAAUGUUUAGUCACUGAUAUAAUGUUUUAAUAAGGCUGUUACCUAGUGUAAAGUUCAUAGUUUAAAGUUAAUGGCAUUUUUUCAGUAUUUUCAGUUUUAAAAGAUAUAAUUUUUUAAUGUAAAGAUUUCAUUUUAAGUCUGGGGAUGUGAUCAUAUUCCUAAAUAAAAGAUUAAAAGAUUUAGGACUACUUCCUAAUGUCAAACUUCAUGCCAGGGAGUCGUGUUGUGUGUUGCAUCUUAAAUGUGACAACAAACAAUUUUUAAAUUCAUUUCUUUGUGAUAUUGUAAUAGAAGUUCUUGUAAGAAAACCAGAAGAAGAGGUGAAGAAAAUGUUCCAAAAUAACCUCUGUGUCCCAUUUCUAAUCUAUGUAUAUGGUUCAUUCUGAGUGUUGAUACUACAUCUUUUUCAAAUAAGGGAACAGGAACACUCUGAUCCCAGAAAGCUAUGAGAAAUAAGUGUCUAUGACGAUUGUGAUGGACAUGAUCACUUCCUCUUUUAAAAUUCAUAGAAGAAGGACAACUCUUAGUAGACGAUAACAGAGUUAUCUCCAAUGGAAUAUUCUUGUGAUCACUUUACCUUUGUUUGUUUACUGUUAUCAAAAUUCAAUAAAAAUGACAAACUUA
This is a messenger RNA of Ylistrum balloti, 1978 nucleotides long. RefSeq lists its product as uncharacterized. The coding region runs from base 177 to 692 and encodes 171 amino acids. NCBI's taxonomy places the organism in Eukaryota, Metazoa, Mollusca, Bivalvia, Pectinida, Pectinidae. The record is from RefSeq and is a predicted model, not a curated record. The transcript is spliced from 3 exons. Gene Ontology annotation, cellular component: mitochondrion.